Molecule: messenger RNA, 4092 nt
Organism: Ambispora leptoticha
Lineage: Eukaryota; Fungi; Glomeromycota; Glomeromycetes; Archaeosporales; Ambisporaceae
Source: the annotation of a GenBank genome assembly
AUGUCGUCGUUAAUUGAGGAAUUCAAUGAACAGUCCAACGAGGCCAUAACUCCCUCUUAUGGCGGAGUGAUGAACACUUUUCUUUUGGAUACUGGCUUCGAGACUUCAGACCCUGUCAUGCUAGAGACGGGCUUUGUAAGCACGGGUCUUGCAGAAGAUGACUCGCGAAUAUUUACUCUAGAUAGAGUUCAGUUUCAGUUUCCUGCAGCGUUGGUUGCUAUGACCGUAUCUAACGAAGUACUCAUUAUGGCAUUAGAGACCAAUCACAUUUUAAGAAUAGACUUACAGCAAGCGCAUGAUGUAGAAGAUAUUGAAAUACCAAAAAAGCCCGGCGAAGUGAAAAUCUAUAAAAUUUUCUUGGAUCCUACCGGUCGGCAUCUCUUAAUCACAACUGAACAAGGCGAAAAUUUUUAUUUAUUUAAAAAAUGGAAAAAGGCUAAACCACUUUCGAAAUUAAAAAGCAUUAUAAUCGAGUCAGUUGCUUGGAAUAAAUUUACCGGCGUCUCCUCAGACAUCUCGACAAAAAAGAUUCUGGUCGGUAGUAGAAAUGGAUUGAUUUUCGAAAUAGAGAUCGAACCUACCGAAGAAUAUUUCAAAAAAGAAGAAAAGUUUUGCAAACAAGUAUAUUCAAUAAAUGAAAAUAUGCCAAUCACAGGGCUCCGAUUCGAACAAUUCCCUACAAAUCCUCGAAAAUAUUUUAUCGUAGCCACUACACCAACACGGAUAUAUCAAUUUAUUGGGAACGCGAAUCCUAAUGCAGAUUUUGAUGGUGGCUCAAUGUUUGAGACUUUAUUCUCGAAAUACGAGGUAAACCCAGGUUUCCAAGAACUGCCUGGGAAUUUGGAUUAUAGUGAAUUACAUUUCUUCACACCUUUCCAAGAUUUACAAUAUCAAGGCACUCCAAAAAAUUUUGCUUGGUUAACCGGACCUGGAAUAUAUCAUGGAAGUCUGGUGUUUGGCUCGCAAGAGAUUGGUGAUAGUGUUAUUGAUAGUGCACAACUAUUGCCAUAUCCUGCUACUCCUUCAGAAACAGAUUCCUCAGCUCUAGUAUCGGAAAGUCCAUUAUCUAUAACGCUUACCGAAUUUCAUUUCAUAUUGCUUUAUAAAGAGCGCAUAAGGGCAAUCUGUCAAUUGAACGAUCAAAUUGUAUACGAGGAGGUUAUCCCACUUAAAGCGAAUGAAGUAGUUCGAACAAUGACAGUAGAUACGGUCAAAAAUACAUUUUGGAUAUAUACCGAUUCGUCAAUUUUUGAGCUUAUUAUCACGAAGGAAGAUAGAGACGUCUGGAAGCUUUAUCUCGAUAAGCAAAUGUUUGAUACUGCUUUGACUUAUUGCAAGAAUCCAGCUCAACGUGAUAAAGUACUUACCACCCAAGCAGAUUAUUACUUCUCGCAAGGCCGAUUUAUUCUUUCUGCAAAGUAUUAUGCACAAUCAACAGUUCCUUUCGAGGAGGUAGCAUUGAAGUUUGUUGAACGAGAUGAACGAGACGCCCUUCGAGAUUAUCUAAUGAAUAAGCUCGAGAAACUCAGACGCGUAGAUUUAACGCAAAAAACCAUGAUUGCUACAUGGCUUGUAGAAAUUUUUUUGAGUAAAAUUAAUCUUUUGGAGGAUAAAGCUGCUUCGGGUGCUGGAGUUGAAGAGUCAGAAAGUUAUAAAACUGAACAGAAAUUGCUAGUAGAUGAUUUCAAAACUUUCCUUCAAACAUACAAGACAGAUUUAGAUAAACGUACCACAUAUAAUCUUAUUGCAAGCCACGGACGCACCGAAGAACUAUUGUAUUAUGCCACGUUAAUUGGAGAUCACGAAAAAGUUAUAUCCCAUUGGAUCGCCGAGAAGGAUUACAAACAAGCACUUGAUGUGCUCAGCAAGCAGGGCUCGGUUGAUAUAUUCUAUAAAUUUGCACCAGUUCUUAUGGAAAAUGCACCCUAUGAAACAGUUAGCGUUUUAAUGCGUCAAACUGAACUCGAUCCGCAAUAUUUGAUCCCUGCUUUGUUAAAAUACGAUCAUUCAAAAACUUCAGACAAUAUUAGUACGAACCAAGCAAUAAGAUACCUGCAAUAUGUGAUUCAACAAACAAAUAAUGUAGAUCCAGCAAUUCACAAUUUUCUCUUAACACUAUACGCAACGCAGCCUACAUCCGACGAAACUGAUUUGCUAAAGUUUCUGGCAACGGAAGGUCAUGAGCCACAUUAUAAUUUAGAUUAUGCGCUUCGACUUUGUACCCAAAAUGGAAGAAUGCAGAGUUGUGUGCAUAUCUAUAGUAAUAUGGAACUUUAUGAAGAGGCCGUCGAUUUGGCACUAAAGCACGGAGAUAUAGAAUUGGCGAUAAUUAAUGCUGAUAAACCAGAAGACGACAAACCUCUUCGAAAAAAGCUCUGGCUAAAAAUUGCACGCCAUGUAGUUGAAAAAGAGGGAGAUAUAAAAACGGCAAUGAACUAUUUACAGCGCUGUGAAUUGCUAAAGAUUGAAGAUAUUUUACCAUUCUUUCCUGAUUUUGUCCUUAUUGAUGAAUUUAAAGAAGAAAUUAUCACUGCACUUGAGGAGUAUAACACUCAUAUCAAUGAUCUCAAGGCUGAUAUGGAAGAAGCGACAAAGAGUGCUGAAAGUAUAAGACUUGAUAUCAGAGAGCUACGUUGUCGGUUCGCGACCGUUUCUACAGAUGAAAGAUGCUCUUUAUGUGAUUUUCCAUUGCUUACUCGACAAUUUUACGUGUUUCCUUGUCAACACGCGUUUCAUUCUGAUUGUCUUAUCACUCAAGUCACCAAACAUCUCAAAACGAAACAACUUCGUCGUAUUCUUGAUCUUCAAGAUCAAAUAGCCCGAUUUAUAAUGUCUGAUAAUGCAGCCACCCCGGGAGACGAUGCUGUUGUCAUUGUGCCGAAAGUUGAUCAGCUGAAGGAUGAAUUAGAUGAUUUGGUUGCAUCUGAAUGUAUUUUGUGUGGUGAUAUUAUGAUCAAAAGUAUCGAACAGCCAUUCAUCAAGGAAGAGGAAAGCGAGAUACUCGCGUCUUGGACCGUUGCUGAUCAUUUAAAAUUUCAUCAUAUUAAACUCGUCGCGUUUAUGAAAGCUAAACUUUAUCUUACCCAUUCCUCGUUCCAUACUCCUAAUUCUCGGCAUGAAAAGUUUAUUUUGGACCAUCCAUUUAAUCACCAAGUCGAACUUUUCCUACCAGGCGACAUUUCUUUACAUCAAGCGCAUUCCUGUUCACGCAAAGGAUUCUACUAUCGAGCUGAACUCCCCUUAACUUAUUUUAUUGAAAAAUCUUUUGUUCAAGAAUACAUAGCAACCGGCGAAGUUAUUGCCUUAAGCCUUAGUGAAGGCAUUGAUAUUACGAAUGUUUUUGCUUUAGAUGGAAAAGGAAACUUGAUUCUUCAUUUAACCAAAGACACUUAUGAAGAACUUGGUCUAACAGGAAAGCCGGCUAAAUUUGGACCAAAACGUCAACGAUAUGUGGUGACAAUUGAUGUGCUUGCGGAUUCAAUGAUCCCCGGGAAAAAGGGAUAUGAAAGAAUCAAAUGGUGUUUUGAACACACGCUAUCCGGGAACUUUCCCUUUCUCAUUUCAUAUGUCAAUGUUGCUGAUAAGAAAUAUCGUGAAAUUAAUUUCCCUAGCGCGAUCAAAACACAAAAGAUAUUUUUGAACGAAUCAUUAUCCAGAAUAGAAAAUAUCCUUACACCAGAUUUAAAUUCCAUAAAGCUGACAACGAAUAAAGAGGAAUGGAUAUCCAAUGCAAUAGAAAUAUAUGAUUGGAUUGGGAUGGCCUCUAUUAAAGCACAAAGGAUUCGCGAACAGGAUUCUGUUGAUCCAUAUAUAUCAACUUAUCGAUCACCCGAACCUUGCUCUAGUCAGAAUGGGAUUUUAGUGCGUUGGACUGGAUUUGUUUCUGGUAAUAAUGAUUCCGAAUCGAUUCCUCUUCCUUGGGCUUCAUUGAGUGUUUGUGGCUUCCAAGACUCGCCUAUCUCAUGGCGACCUCAUGAACAUGGGUACCUUAUGAACGGUGAUAAUAAUUACACUUUUUUGAUGUCGCCGAAUGUCAAUGAUGUUGCUUAUAUAUUGUUUCAAUCGCUGGGUCCUUUUGAUAAUUUUUCCUAG